Baudoinia panamericana UAMH 10762 is the source of this 850-nucleotide messenger RNA. RefSeq lists its product as uncharacterized. Lineage: Eukaryota; Fungi; Ascomycota; Dothideomycetes; Mycosphaerellales; Teratosphaeriaceae. The coding region runs from base 116 to 610 and encodes 164 amino acids. The transcript is spliced from 2 exons. The record is from RefSeq and is a predicted model, not a curated record.
CUUAAGACGAGGGUCCAACGUGCGCGCCCGGGCCGCCCCCAUCUCUGGAGCUGUCGUGCCGAGGCGUAUGGGGCAGUGUGGAGCUAGCACUCAAGAUAAGGCAGAGUGAAGCACUAUGGCCCAAACAUCAAGCCGUGCCCUUACUUCCUCCCUGGACAAGCUCACCAUCUCUGGCAAGCAGCAGAAGAAGAAGCAGCCAGCUGAGUCUUGGGAAGAUGAAGACUCGGAGGAAGACUCCGGCACAACCACGCCCAUCCGACCGGUUAGUUCCUCAAGCUAUCCGGAUGCACCUCCUCCAACACCGUCUUCACCAUCCUUCAGCCCAGGCAAGGGCACCCCAUAUCAGUCCUUCCCGCCCGCCGACUACGACGAGUCCAGUUACACCGCAAAAGGCAGCGAUGAGCGUAGACCAGACAAGUCCACCGCUGUAGCUUCGAGACUUAUUGCUGCUGGGAUCGGUCAAAAGGCGCCAAAGCGGACCAAGGAGCAGAGAGAGUACGAUCAAGCAGUGAAGAUACAGGAGAAGAAGCGAAGAGACCAAAUCAAGGCGGAGGAGGAGCGGCGGAAGGCCGAGUCGGAGAGAGCUAAGCAAGCCAUCUGGGAUGAUUGAAACGAACCUAUAACGUUAUGUUGCGUCUACCGGAAGCCAUUGGCCACAUCCGCUCAAAGUAAUAUCAACGACUGCAUUGGGUGCUAAAGCACCCUGUCUUCCAUAGACUUCCUGCACUCGGUUGUCUUCGUGGCAAUACCAGCUACAGAAGUGGACGACACGAUGAUGACGGCAAGUACGCCGAAAAGACCAUACCACGGUGGCGAUCAACACGGUGGAGCCCGUUCUGCCGGGUCAUUC